CAAUGAAAUGACGGGAGGGCGGGAUUUGUUGGUUAGCUAGCGUACGCUGGUUAGUAGGAAGAAGAAGCCGAUUCUGGAAGCCAUUACGUUGCGCAUAUCAAUUCGGCAGUCUUUUUGCGUACAGUACGCACAAGUACUUCUCCAAAAUAGGACUUUAUGCAAUCAUGGUGUCGGUCGCGAAAAAGAGAAAAAUGAAUUUCUCGGAGAGAGAGGUUGAAAUUAUUGUGGAAGAAAUAGAGAAACAAAAGCACACACUGGUUAACCACUUCAAUGCUGGAGUCACCCACAUGGCAAAGAACAACGCGUGGUCGGAGAUCCUGAAAAAGGUGAACGCUGUCACGACCUGUCCCAGAGAGUUGCCCGAGGUCAAGAAGAAGUGGUCCGACAUGAAGACGGAGGUCCGCAGGAAGGUGGCCCAGGCGCGGGCGGCGAUAGAGGGGACGUCCGGCGACUGCGCUCCCGUCCCCGUCCUCCUCACCGCCAUGCAGCAGAGGAUCUGCAACCUCCUGGGAGAAGCCACCAUCAUCAGUUUACCUGCGGGGGACUCGGAUGCUGAGAUCGCUUUGCCGGUCGCAGCGAACGCCGCCCCCGCCGCCGUCGCCACCGUCACGCUCGCGGAGACUGAAACAGCGUACCACGCUUUGGAGGACGGAGGCGUGGUGGAGUACUGCACCACAACCGUAACCGAUUCAGCCCCUGCUGCGGUGGCAACCGUUGAGGCUCCGGCGGAAGUGUUGGCGUCGUCUUCAGCUUCAUCGCCGCCUCCGCCUCAGGGUCAUGCCAAACCCCAGGAGUUGAAGAGUCGCAUUGCCCUCAACUCAGCCCGACUCCUCCAGGAGCAGAGAGUCACCAAUGUCCACAUCCGACAGAUUGCCCAGCACCUGGAGGGUCAGAACCAGUUGCUGCAGAUGAUGCGUCACUCCCAGGAGGCGCAGGCGUUUGCGCAGGAGCGACAAGCCCAGGCCUUGGAAGGCACUCAGGCUGCACUGCUCGCGUUGGUGCAGAUGCUCAGGCCGGCCCUGAAAGACUUGCGCAAAUUCCUGCAGAGCGGGAUCGAGGUCACAAACUCGAACGGCGCGGCAGCGGGAGUGACAACUGAUGGGGCGUUAAUAGAGGAACGGAGUCGGCCGACGUCACCCCCGCCUGCUCCCCAGCACAGAGAGGCCACACAAUAGGCUCUUUCAUUUGCCGGCCACGACCGCUUGCCUCCACUGCACAUUUUCCUGAGGAAUCCCUGCAGACUUCGACAACGCCUUGAAAAACAUUUCAUCAGUUGCCUUAGCAAGCUACAUGUACAGGACAGGAUUUUUAGCUUUGCAUUAACAUUUGCUGGCCACGACUUUGGAUGAUAUUGAAUUGACAUUUUUUUUGAAGAAUACCGCCGGUCUUGUUUUUACAUGUUCGCUGGUCACAAAUAAAGAAUUAGGGAAAACAGGUUUGACACAAGCUAGUGUUUUGAAGAAAAGAAGACCGUCCGUUGUUGCCGAUCAGGAAUGUAUCACGAGUAAGCCGUUCUUGCACGGUUGUUGUUUUAUCAAUUUGGAAGUAAAUGAGAAGGAAAUGGUGUCAGGAAAUGUGAUGUGAAGUUGUGACAUAAGUGAAAACUCGUCCAAAACUGCCUUUCAAAACAGAAUCACGAUUGAAUCAAUGACUGGAAUUGUUGCUCGAGUGUCCUCUUAUGUACCUCACUCGGGUCACGGCUGUGCUGGAGCCUGUCCCAGCUUGGGAGGGCUGAUUGCUGACAGGUGCGCGGCCAAGGAAGGUGCUGGAAAAUGGCAAAUGGGGUCAACUUAAUGUGCUGCUAUAGUCCAAACUUAUACAGCUCCAGUCCCCUCCAAAAGUAUUGGAACGGCAAGGUCAAUUCCUUUGUUUUUGGGUUGCGGCUCCAAAGCUGAACGUGAGACAAAAACUCAGAACUCCUGCUUUUAUUGAAUUUUAUAUUUCAUGGCAUUUACAUCGAGAUGUGUUCAACAACUCAGGGGAAGCGCACCUUUUGUUUCAACCCACCCACUUUUCAAGUGAGCAAAAAGUAUUGGCACAUGUGAGUGAUGGGUGGAAAAGCAUUUCAAAAGAAGAAUGCAACAGUCUGGUGAAGUCAAUGUUGAUGCAGUUGUUGCAAGUGAGGGUUGAUGCCACCCAAUGUGAAAUGUUAUUCACUUUGUUAAUUUAAGAAUAUCUGUUCCAAUACUUUUGCUCACUUGAAAAGUGGGUGGCUUCAAACAAAAGAUGCUCUGACCUGCGUUGUUUAACACAUCUAGAUGUAAAUACCAUGAAAUAAAAGCUGGAAUUCUGAACUUUUUUCUUAUAUACAUCUUUUGAUCUGAAAACCAAAUGUCUUCAGUAUACA
Messenger RNA from Phyllopteryx taeniolatus (common seadragon), 2347 nucleotides. It is a transcript of the gene naif1, whose product is annotated as nuclear apoptosis inducing factor 1. Lineage: Eukaryota; Metazoa; Chordata; Actinopteri; Syngnathiformes; Syngnathidae. The record is from RefSeq and is a predicted model, not a curated record. The transcript has 2 exons. Gene Ontology annotation, cellular component: nucleus. Bases 165 to 1175 code for a protein of 336 amino acids.